Molecule: messenger RNA, 258 nt
Organism: Monoraphidium neglectum
Lineage: Eukaryota; Viridiplantae; Chlorophyta; Chlorophyceae; Sphaeropleales; Selenastraceae
Exons: 2
Coding region: 1-258 (85 amino acids)
Source: RefSeq, a predicted model, not a curated record
AUGCUGCCAGCAGUGAAGGUGCCGAAGGAGCUGCUGCAAGUCAGGCCGACGGUGCUGGAGGAGUAUGUGCGCCACCGCCUGCUGCAAUUCAUGACCGGCCUCUCCCUGCGCCUGCGCGUGCUGUCGCCGGGCGCAAACCUCGAGCUCCUCGACCGCGCGGCGGCGGAGGCGCUGCAGGGCCUGCCGCCGCCGGAUUAUGGGCACGUGCCCGUUGAGCUGAUGGAGCUGCAGCUGGUGUUCAGACACGACUGCCAGUGA